GCAACGGCACAAUCGAUUUCCCAGAAUUCCUCACCAUGAUGGCCCGGAAAAUGAAAGACACCGACAGUGAAGAAGAGAUCCGCGAGGCCUUCCGAGUUUUUGACAAGGAUGGCAACGGGUACAUCAGCGCCGCCGAGCUGCGCCACGUGAUGACCAACCUGGGCGAGAAGCUGACGGACGAAGAGGUGGAUGAAAUGAUCCGAGAAGCCGACAUAGAUGGGGAUGGGCAAGUCAAUUACGAAGAGUUUGUACAGAUGAUGACCGCCAAAUAAGACAAGCCGCUGCCUCUUCCCCCCCCCCCCCCUUCCCCUCGGCCGCCUCCCUCACCCGUUCAGGAUGGAAGGAUGGCCUGCUUCCUGGCUGGGACCUUCUCCAGCCCCACCUGUCUUUUGUCUGUGUACCACUCAUGCCCCCUUGGCGCUUUUAGCAGUUUGUGGCUGUACCCUGCUCUGCCUCCCUUUGCCCGCCCUCCUCGUGCCCUGGGGUGGGCGUGGUGGCGGCCAGGGGGCACGGUGCCUCGAAGCCCUUGUGGAAAGCGAUGGGGCCGGAAUACGGGACGCCUUUGGACAAGAGGUGGGUAGGAAGGUGAGGCCUCUUCCCCUGGUUCAACCCCUGCCUUGCAACCCAAAAUCUCUCUACCACCUCCCGCACAUUCAUGGACUGUUGUCGUAUGCAAUUGCAUACUUCCGCCAUCGAUCCUUUGUCUUCCUAGGACGAUCUGCAUUAUCUUGGAUAUAUUGUAAUUGUUAAACCUAAUCAAUACCAUCCUCUCCACCCCCUCCAUCCCACCCCACCCCUCUCCAGACCCUCUCCAUAGCUUCAGGGAAUGCUUCUCUUCCAUUCCAGUUGAUGUAAAGUUUUCUUUUUAUUAUUAUUUGUCCUUUGAUUUUACUUUCUUCUUCUUCUUCUUUGAAAUAAACUUUGUGUUUCAAACUG
Messenger RNA from Thamnophis sirtalis, 936 nucleotides. The record is from RefSeq and is a predicted model, not a curated record. NCBI's taxonomy places the organism in Eukaryota, Metazoa, Chordata, Lepidosauria, Squamata, Natricidae.